CGAUUGGUCGAGUCUAGGCAGGUAGUUUCAGGAGGAGCUGAAGACUCAUCUGUUGGGAGUAAACAAAACUCUUUUAAAAGCCACCGGAGCUGUCUUGAAAGACUUAAGACUUAUAAUUUAAGUUACUGUAUUUUACCAAUAAAAAGAUGAACCGUGCGAAAGGUUAUCGAAGGAAACUGGCUAACCGAGCUGCUGUUUGUCGAUGAUUCAUCUUAUCAGCGUCGAAGCCGGGACACACACCUGCCGCUCCUUUUGAUACGUUUCAUUUUGCUGGAACUGAACUCUGCCCUUCAUUAUGAGCCAUUUUUCACCAUAGUUAUUGCCCCACUGUGCAGGACAAAGUGUGCGCGAUCAUGUUGUUUCGCCUGUUCGUACUCCUUCUCCUGCUGACCUGUGGAGAUCUGGCCUGCACCAGGAGGUUACACUCCACACAGGAAGAUCAAGAAGUGUUUGUGGAUGAUGGGGACGCAAAUUCGUUCCUGGGUCGCCAUCUGCUGUUCAACCGGUUCGACUUUGAGAUGUUCGUUCCUGGCAACCUGGAAAGGGAGUGUUAUGAGGAAGUCUGCAAUUAUGAGGAAGCAAGGGAGGUCUUUGAGAACAUCCCAGCUACAAAUAAUUUUUGGAGGGAAUACACUGCAGAUAAGAACAAACGCCCCUCACGGGUCGAUGUGACGUCUCUUCUGGUGGGACUCAUCGUAGCUGGAGUCGCCAUAAUUGUCAUUGGCCUCUUGGUCUGGUAUUUCUGUCAAGGCAAAUGCAAGGACAACCGUGGGGGUUCCAUCCGGCGUCCGAGGAGGAGUAACGCUUCUCUAAUAAUUCGGCGACUAGAGGAGAUCUCCCUACAGCCGGUGCAUCCUCCAGCAGGCCCACCCGCUGAGGAGGAUCUCGACCCCCCAGGACUGCCAUCCUAUGAACAGGCAAUCGCUAGAAGCGGACCACACGACGCCCCACCUCCUCCCUAUCCUGGCUCACGACCUGCAAGCACACGACGGUAGUAUCUUCAUGACAACCUGUGUGCAUGUCUGUCAACAUUAAGCAGACACUUUACAGCCAGCAUCUAUACUGUGCUUUUAUACUGUAUCAAUUUUGCCAUCUUUUCAAGAUUUAAAAAAAAAAAAUACCUGUAUAUGUGCUGUUUAUAGCCCCAAUUAAGCUCUUCUUUUCCACUUGGAUGUUUUCAGUUGUUUCUGUUGGUAAUGUUUUCUUAAAUAUGAUCUUAAAUCAUUUUUAGCUCUACCUUCCUGACCUGCUUUUGCCAAAAGGUAUCUCUCAUGUCUCUCAGGUGUGAUUGAGCUUUGUAAAGUAACCUCAACUUUAUGAUGAAUAAGCUUUAUGAUACAUUUUACCUGGUUUGCUGCUUUUUUUUUUGCAUGUGAAAAUGAAGAAUCCAUGUUGUGUUGGAGUAAGAGCUUUAAGUUGCUGGAAUACUUGGGCCCUUAAGGAGCAGUUGCUUUCAAGACACCAUGUGUUGUAAGGGCAAGGCCAAAAUCAGUCAGUGUUUCAUUACACACUAAGUAUUAAUUGUAAUCACAGAGAGAUGGACUGAUCAGUGUAGUGAUGACUUUCCGUCUGCUUCAGAAGGAAAACUAGAAACAGCAGAACUGUUUUCAUUUGCAUGAUGUAAAUGUUGCCCUGAAGGAAAUGCAUUUCCAAAUGUGCAGUGGUUUUGAGGCUUGCUUUGUUAGGAUUCACUGUGUAUUUUCACAUUACCAUCUUUUACUUUUAUUUUUCUUAAAAUAUGCAGAUUUUUGUGCUGGUUUAUAUGUCAAAAAGUGUAUAAAUGUUUUACCGACUAAUGAGAAUGCUUGUCUAAUAGGUGAAACUAUUGUUAUAAUUUCAACAUACAUUAUCAUUAUUAAUUGCAGACACUUUACAUAAGCAGUGUAACAAUGUUUGUAUUUAAGCAGAAGAACAUUUUACAAUUGUACAAGAAAUUAAGAGUUGUUAAAAAAAAUAUUUCAGCAGCUGUAAAAGAUGCAGAACAGGAGUUUGGCCAAAACAAAGCAAUUCCUUUAACUGUAGUUUGAAAGAGCAUCAUAUCAUUACAGCAACAUGAGUUAAUAAGUUAUUAUUCCCCUACAAAUUACUGUGCAAACACUGGAUGGCUUCACAUUACCAUGUUUUUUCCGGGAUGCACUGCAGAAUUAUCAAUAAGAUUCGUAAUGACAUUAUGAGAAUAUGUGGAGGGCUGACUUUGUUGAAGCUGAUCGGAAGCAGAACUACUUGAAAUGCAAAUCUUUUAUAGUUAUUUUAAAUAAAAUAGAUAUUUAAAUAA
This is a messenger RNA of Amphiprion ocellaris (clown anemonefish), 2275 nucleotides long. RefSeq names its product proline rich Gla (G-carboxyglutamic acid) 4 (transmembrane) (gene prrg4). Bases 354 to 995 code for a protein of 213 amino acids. The record is from RefSeq and is a predicted model, not a curated record. NCBI's taxonomy places the organism in Eukaryota, Metazoa, Chordata, Actinopteri, Pomacentridae. Gene Ontology annotation, molecular function: calcium ion binding. The transcript has 7 exons. Gene Ontology annotation, cellular component: extracellular region.